CUCUCCCGCGUGCAUCUCGAACAGUAGCACCGCAAUCCCAAACGACCCUUAACGCUCUCUUUCUCCCGCGUGCAUCUCGAACAGUAGCUGCCGCUGCAUUUUGUUCUACGACGGCCCUGCGCUUCUGGUUGAAGAAGGCCGGGGAUCGACGCUGGUUUUCGUGGGUGAUUGAGGACAAAUAGUGAGACAAGUUCCAUCUCUUGGGAAUUCAAAUUUUCAUGAUUUCCCAUUUGUCCCUUUCAUCUCCAAGCCGUAUUUUCUAGAAAUGCACUAUUUUGGAAUUCCACAGUUUCCAUUCUCUCCGGCCAUGAGAAAUGCGCUGUUUUAGAGUUACAAGGAACCAAAACCGCUUGGCCUUCCUCAAAAUUCUCUCCCUAACCAAACACCAAGCCUCUGCUCUCUCCACCUUUACUAUCCAAGACCCUCAUGCCAAUCCAAACAGAGAAGCAGUUCCUGCCAAUUUCUCCUCUCACUCACCGCAGAAAACCCACUUGGUCCCCUCCAAUAACAUGAGCCAGGAAACCGCAACAACCCAUUUUUCAAGAAAAUCCACACCCUCCGCUCAAUCUAAUCUUAUUGAUGUGGUUUCAUCAAACAAAGUUAUCACCACCUAUAUUCGAGCUGGUGAUUUAUAUUCUGCUCUUAAAGUGUUUGACGGUAUGCGGGUGAAGACUACAGUUACUUGGAAUUCAAUCUUGGCCGGCUAUUCGAAGAAACCUGGGAAUAUGAAAGAAGCCUGUGAGCUAUUCGAUAGGAUUCCUAAACCAGACAUAUUUUCAUACAACAUAAUGUUAGCUUGUUAUUUACACAAUUCUGAUCUAGAUACUGCACGGGCUUUCUUCGACAAGAUGUCUGUUAAAGAUACGGCGUCUUGGAAUACGAUGAUAUCGGGUUUUGCUCAGAAUGGAAAGAUGGGGGAAGCAUGCAAAUUGUUUUUGUUGAUGCCCAAUAAGAAUAGUGUAUCGUGGAGUGCUAUGAUCUCGGGGUAUGUGGAAUGUGGGAAUUUAGAAUGUGCGAUGGAGUUGUUUGAGGUAGCUCCGGUUAAGAGUGUGGUGGCAUGGACUGCCAUGAUUACUGGGUAUAUGAAGUUUGGGAAGAUUGGAUUGGCGAAGAAGAUGUUUCAAGAGAUGCCCGUGAAAAAUUUGGUGACAUGGAAUGCUAUGAUUGCAGGUUAUGUCGAGAAUGAUCGAGCAGAGGAUGGUUUGAAGCUUUUCAGGGAAAUGGUGGGAGUUGGGGUUAGGCCAAACCCAUCAAGCUUGAGUAGUGCUUUAUUGGGUUGUAGUAAUCUAUCAGCAUUGCAGUUGGGUAAACAAAUUCAUCAGUUGGUUUAUAAGUCUCCACUGUAUAGAGAUACGACAGCUGCAACUUCAUUGAUUAGCAUGUAUUGGAAGUGUGGAGGUUUGGUCGAUGCUUGUAGAUUGUUUAAUGAGAUUCCCAAAAAAGAUGUGGUCACUUGGAAUGCAAUGAUUUCUGGUUAUGCUCAACAUGGGGCAGGAGAAAAAGCUCUCCAUUUGUUUAAUGAGAUGAGGGAUGAGGGAAUGAAGCCAGAUUGGAUCACCUUUGUUGCAGUAUUACUGGCUUGCAACCACGCUGGAUUGGUAGAUCUUGGGGUUCGACAUUUUGAUUUAAUGGUAAGGGAUUAUGGAAUUGAAGCUAAGCCAGACCACUAUACAUGUAUGGUUGACCUUCUAGGUCGAGCAGGUAGGCUAGUUCAAGCUGUAAAUUUGAUAAAGAAAAUGCCUUUCAAGCCCCAUUCUGCUAUUUUUGGAACACUUUUGGGUGCUUGUAGGAUCCACAAGAAUCUAGAGCUGGCUGAGUAUGCUGCAAAGAGCUUGCUUGAUCUUGAUUCUGCUAGUGCAGCUGCUUAUGUUCAACUGGCUAAUGUUUAUGCCGCCAUGAGCAGAUGGGACCAUGUUGCUAGAAUUCGACGAUCAAUGAAAGAAAACAAUGUAGUCAAGACACCUGGGUAUAGUUGGAUUGAGGUGAAGAAUAUAGUUCAUGAGUUCAGGUCGGGAGAUAGGGUCCACCCAGAAUUAGCCUCUAUACAUGAGAAACUCAAAGAAUUGGAAAAGAAAAUGAAGUUGGCGGGCUACUUUCCAGAUCUUGAAUUUGCAUUACAUGAUGUGGGGGAAGAGCAGAAGGAGCAGCUUUUGCUAUGGCACAGUGAAAAAUUGGCCAUUGCUUUCGGGCUGAUAAAACUGCCAUCAGGGACUCCAAUCCGGGUCUUUAAAAACUUGAGGAUAUGUGGGGAUUGCCACCAUGCCAUCAAGUACAUAUCGGCAAUUGAAAGAAGGGAAAUCAUUGUUAGAGAUACUACAAGGUUCCAUCAUUUCAAAGAUGGGUUUUGCACUUGUGGUGAUUACUGGUAAGCUUGCAACAUUGCG
Corylus avellana is the source of this 2384-nucleotide messenger RNA. RefSeq names its product Tetratricopeptide repeat (TPR)-like superfamily protein. Gene Ontology annotation, biological process: RNA modification. Lineage: Eukaryota; Viridiplantae; Streptophyta; Magnoliopsida; Fagales; Betulaceae. The record is from RefSeq and is a predicted model, not a curated record. Gene Ontology annotation, molecular function: RNA binding; protein binding; zinc ion binding.